This is a messenger RNA of Thyridium curvatum, 462 nucleotides long. RefSeq lists its product as uncharacterized. Bases 1 to 462 code for a protein of 153 amino acids. The transcript has 2 exons. The record is from RefSeq and is a predicted model, not a curated record. NCBI's taxonomy places the organism in Eukaryota, Fungi, Ascomycota, Sordariomycetes, Thyridiales, Thyridiaceae.
AUGGCCGGCAGCGAGUCCGGCCUCCUGGCCAUCGGCAUGAUGUCCGACUCGGAGGACUCAUCAUCCUCCGAGAGCAAGACCACCACCACCACCACCACCGCCAACGAGACGCAGGGCUACCAGAGCCGGGCCGACAAGACGGCGCAGUCAGAGGCCGACUUUCAGGCCGUGAGGGCCGAGUACAACGUCAAGCUCGAAAACGGCGAGAUAUGGAAGACGGUCAAGCUACCCCUGGCCCAGACGCUGCACAAGCUGGAGGCGCAGGAUGUCCUGCACGCCGUGGAGGAGCUGUACUUCUACCGGAGGUACGAUGAAGCUGUGGCCUUCGUGAGGAAGGUACUCGGGGACCGCGGUGAUGGGGUCGACAUGGCGGGAGGGUUGGACGGUGAGAGUAGGGCUUUGCUGAGGACGUAUGAGGGGAAAUGUAUCGAUAAGAUGGCUGGACAGGCGCAAAAGGCAUGA